Messenger RNA from Glossina fuscipes, 1539 nucleotides. RefSeq lists its product as uncharacterized. The transcript has 5 exons. Bases 322 to 1131 code for a protein of 269 amino acids. The record is from RefSeq and is a predicted model, not a curated record. NCBI's taxonomy places the organism in Eukaryota, Metazoa, Arthropoda, Insecta, Diptera, Glossinidae.
AACAAAAAAAAAAAACAAAAUUGAAAAAAAAUAACAAAACAGUGCGAACUUCACCAUCAUCUCGAGCUCAAAUGAGAAAAUCGAUAUUUUCUUACCUUACUAUUAAAGACAUACGACUUUUUUUUAUUGUGAUUAAAUAUCUGGAAAUUUAAAUAAAAUAAAAAACAACAAAAUGCUUACAAAUUUUUAAAACAGACGACUUUACUAAACACAACCACACAAAUGUAUUUAUUGUGAAAAUUACAAUAACGUUUUAAAGUAGAUAACUUCCCCACCUUCACGUUUCAUUUAUUAAAAGGUGGUAAUACUAGUUGAAAGGAGAUGCAUGCUGUGGGCAUUCAUUCGGCUAUGGCUAUAAAGCGUCAACGAAAGAGACGAGACGAACAAAAACGGGCACGCGAAAGACGAUACAGUACGCAGAGUUCGGAAAGCGGGGAAACAUUUCAUUCACCCAGUGGAUCAUUUCGCCGCAAGUAUCAUCAGGCUCAUCAUGCUGUCAAACCAGGCCCAGGAAUGCUCGAUAGUCAAGUAGUAACCAGUAUAGGGAUGUUACAUAUUGGUAUAGUAUUCAUAGUAUUUGGUUUAUUUUUAUGUGGUGCUGGGAUUAUACCGGACGAGACCAUGUCUUGGAAUGUUUUUAGCUCUAGUACGGCCUGGUGGAAUGAAGUUACCGCUACAGGAAUUUUUUCAUUGGGUCUUGGCGUAUUUUUACUAAUUUUGAACUGCCUAAUAAGUCGAAAGGAAGAGGAAGAUCUGGAAGACUAUGUUCAACGUCAAUUGACUAGAUCCAGAUCGGGCCAUCGUCUCGAACGUGACGUUGAAACAGGCGUAUUAACGACGCGACAUACCCGCAAAGCAGUAGCACUACAAAAAAAUGGGCAAAACGAUACAUCAACUGAUGUGGCUUUAGUGAAUAGUUCAGCUACUGAUAUUGUUGCCAACGGCUCUAUAGCAGGCAGAAAUUGUUUGAAUACUUCCGCUGACAUAUUACUGGAAAGAAUCGUGGAAGAGGACACUGCAUAUCUAAAUGAUCGCAGUCCUGGCAUAUCGCCAGUGGAAAUAGAAAACGAUACCAAACAAUUAUUACGUAGUGAAUCCAUUAACGAUACAAUCAAUAUAACACGAAUAUAAGACGAUACAUUACAAAUAGCGAAAAAUAUAAAUAUAAAUAGAAAUAACGUUUAGGACGCACAUUUAUAUAUCCAUAUAAAAACAAUGCAAUUUUAAAGUAAAUACCUUUUCAUUUUCUUUCUUAUGAAUACGAAAAGUUUUACUGAAGGUCUUCUUUUUUUUUCAUUGAAAACGUUAAUUAAGCAUAAUGUUAAGCCAGAAUCUCUCUAAAAAUUAAUUGUAAGAAAAAAGAACAUAAAUAAGAAAAUUGAAAAAAAAAAAUAUGUAAACGCCAGACCACAUACGUGCAUAAGUUUUUUUACUUAAAUUUACUACACUUUUACAACGAUUUUAUUAUGAACAUUACAUAUAUAUACGUAUGUAUGUAGAUGCAUUAUAUAUAUAUACAACUUAUAAGGACACCGUAUA